UUGAAAUGGAUUCAGUAAAAAUUAAAAAUUAUAAAAGAAAAAUCUUAUUUGUUUUGUUUUAUUUUUGUUUGUUUGUGGUCAAUAAGACUCUAAACCUAACGGUAGAUGAUGUUGUUGAAGUAGCUCCCAAGGAUAUAAGCUAUGUGCACAGUUUUUACGCACCCUUAACCGUUCGGAUUGUUGAACAAAGCCUAAAACCACUUGGGUGGCAAUCUCUUAAAAGUUCUAUAAAUGUUCUCCCAGGCAAAACAUUUGAAGACUUUCAAGCACAGUUAAUUGGAAUUAACGGCCGACAAUCAUCUACACCAAGUGAAGGAUCAUCGCUUAAUGUUCCUCGUGUUGUGUUGGUAUUUUUCGUUGGCGGUUGUACAUUUGCUGAAAUAUCCGCUCUAAGAUUUUUAUCGCAACAAGAAGACAACAACGUUGAAUUCGUCAUUGCAACUACAAAACUUUUGAAUAAGAACUCAUUCCUGGACACUUUAAUUGAAUUUGCCUAAAAAUAUUUUGCUAUAUACGCUCUAGUUUUGUUUAAAAUAAAUAUAAUUAUAUAAUAAUAUAUUUAUAGAAAAUAUCUGUAUAGAAUUACAUAUGUAUGCAACUAACAUUGUAGUUUCAAAUAAAGUUUAUAUUAAGAAAGUA
Messenger RNA from Episyrphus balteatus (marmalade hoverfly), 639 nucleotides. RefSeq names its product vacuolar protein sorting-associated protein 33A-like. The coding region runs from base 6 to 497 and encodes 163 amino acids. The record is from RefSeq and is a predicted model, not a curated record. Gene Ontology annotation, biological process: vesicle-mediated transport; intracellular protein transport. Lineage: Eukaryota; Metazoa; Arthropoda; Insecta; Diptera; Syrphidae. Gene Ontology annotation, cellular component: CORVET complex; lysosome. The transcript has 2 exons.